Messenger RNA from Actinia tenebrosa (Australian red waratah sea anemone), 990 nucleotides. Its product is annotated as von Willebrand factor D and EGF domain-containing protein. NCBI's taxonomy places the organism in Eukaryota, Metazoa, Cnidaria, Anthozoa, Actiniaria, Actiniidae. Gene Ontology annotation, biological process: anatomical structure development. Gene Ontology annotation, molecular function: signaling receptor binding. The record is from RefSeq and is a predicted model, not a curated record. Gene Ontology annotation, cellular component: cell surface; extracellular region.
UCGUCACUGACAUCUCUCCAGUCAGAUAUGAUACCAUGAAGGUCACGUGGUCAUCUAUACCAGAAGAUCAACGGAACGGUAUCAUCAGAGGYUAUAAAAUAUACUACAAAGAAYUGCUGUAUCCUAGAAACAAAUGGAAAGUGUYUGUGGUUACCGGAGGUGAUGURWCCAGUACGAUGGUGACUGGACUAAAGUCAUACACUGAGUACUGUGUUAAGAUGUCUGCCUUUACCAGUAAAGGAGAGUAUCGUGACUGGGGACGAAAACAAUGCAAAAUAGCGAAGAUUCCUUCGCUUCCUAUCAAAGUGCAAGCUAAGGCCAUGAGUAUGACAGAGGUACUUUUAAAGUUCGUGAAACCAGUGCACUCGUUUCCAUCCAAUAAAGUGCAAGUGGAUUACGGAACUCUGAAAAACGAGUUGAAUAUGAAAAAAGCCUGCUAUGGUUCUUCUUGUGUGAUUGAUAACCUUGAGCCAGACACCAUGUACUACUUCAGGGUGAUUGGAUAUGUGUACCAGAGAGGAGAAACACCAACAUUUACUAAGAUAAAGACAUCAAGAGAUGAGGUUCUUAAAUUCAGACGUCAUAUUAAGUAAAGGAAGACCAGACCUUGUUUACUGCUUUUUUGUUUGUAAUCUUGCAUGCUAGCGUAAUCUUAUUGGGGAUUGAAAUUACGGUGCAUGAUAGCGUAGCGGUGAUUGACAUAAGAUGCGAUAUUUACUUGUAUCGUGUAUCUUUAUUAGAUCAUUGGUCACGGGGCUCAAACUAUUAUAUCACCAUUGUAUAACAAAAUUAGAAUAUUUUAACAGUUAAAGAGAAUAACAAGUAUGCGUUUUCCUCAUUGACUCGAGUCAUUACCUUCAAACUAAACAUAAAUAGACAAGACGCUUUUGGAGCGUGCACUGGGUUGCUUUAUGUGCGGGUAUGAUGGAGCUUAUAUAAGCCCUUCAAUACAAUACAAUACAAUACAAUACAAUUUUAUUUGGCACCUUA